CAUAGAAUCAAAUCGAUUUGAGUAAUAAGGAUAUGUUGACCAAAGAGUUUUGAUUUUCUGACAAGUGUGCACGCAUGGGGCAGUUAUCAGUUAUAUUUAUUUGCCUGGCGUCUGCGACGCUUCUCAGUGCAUACAAGAACCCACACUAUGCACCGGGAAGGUCCGUUAACGUCCACCUCUUCGAAUGGAAAUGGGAUGAUAUUGCUGACGAGUGUGAAAGAUUUCUAGGACCUAAAGGAUAUGCUGGCAUUCAGAUAUCUCCACCUAAUGAGAACGUGGUGCUGCGAGCAUACAACAGACCAUGGUGGGAGAGAUAUCAACCCAUGUCUUACCAACUGGUAACACGCUCUGGUAAUGAAAGACAAUUUGCAAAUAUGGUACGACGAUGCAAUGCAGUGGGAGUGAGGAUAUAUGUAGAUGCAGUCAUAAAUCACAUGACGGGUGAACCUCCAGAAAACGUGGGCACGGCUGGUAAUACUGGAAUCUUCAAAGAGUGGUACUAUCCCGCAGUACCGUAUAGGCGGGAGCAUUUUAAUUGGCCGCAUUGUGGUAUAAAAGGAUCUGACUAUCUUACUAAUGCUUGGAGGGUACGAAAUUGUGAACUCGUUGGCCUAAAGGAUUUAGACCAAAAAAAUGAGCAUGUUAGACAGAUGAUUGUUAACUUUAUGAACGAGCUUAUUGACCUUGGUGUUGCCGGAUUUAGAAUCGACGCCGCUAAACACAUGUGGCCGGAAGACUUAAAAAUCAUCUAUGAUAGACUAAAAAAUUUGAACACCUCACAUGGCUUCCCACAAAAUGCUCGUCCAUAUAUUUACCAAGAAGUUAUUGACUAUGGAGGCGAAGCAAUCAGCAGAGACGAAUACACUCCGAUCGGUGCUGUGACAGAAUUUAAAGUUGGGUUAGAACUUAGCAAAGCUUUCCGAGGUAAUAAUGCCCUAAGAUGGUUGUCCACCUGGGGACCAGCUUGGGGCCUAUUAGACACUAGAGACUCUCUAACCUUCAUUGAUAAUCAUGACAAUGAAAGAGGUCAUGGAGGAGGUGGUGGUAUUUUGACGUACAAAGAACCAAAACCAUACAAGGCUGCUAUAGGUUUUCUAUUAGCACAUCCAUACGGAGAACCUCAAAUUAUGAGUAGCUUCCGUUUCUGGGAUUCUGAAAUAGGCCCGCCUAUGGAUAGCAACCAAAACAUUAUAUCUCCAUCAAUAAAUUCUGACGGUUCAUGUGGUAAUGGUUGGGUUUGUCAGCACAGAUGGAGACAGAUUCAUAGUAUGGUCGGUUUUCGUAACGUAGCAGGUAAUACACAAGUUACUAACUGGUGGGAUAAUGGUAAUAAUCAAAUUGCGUUUUGCCGGGGGAACAGAGCUUUCAUCGCGAUUAAUGGAGAAAAUUGGAGUCUUAACCAGAACCUACAGACUUGCCUUCCUGCUGGUAGAUAUUGCGACGUAAUAUCUGGUGCCAAAGUUAACAAUUCCUGUAGCGGCAAGACCAUUACAGUUGGUAACGAUGGUCGAGCAUGGAUAACCAUCAGCCCACAAGAUUAUGACAUGUUUAUUGCUAUACACGUUGGAUCUGAUAGUCGUUUGUAAAGAUGCAACGACACGUACCCAAGUGUGAAGAAUGAAUUUAAUGAAGUGCUGAACACAAGGAUACCUUCAUGAAAUUGAAUAAAAAAAAAAACACUUUAUAAGUCUAU
Vanessa atalanta (red admiral) is the source of this 1693-nucleotide messenger RNA. Its product is annotated as alpha-amylase 2-like. The coding region runs from base 75 to 1586 and encodes 503 amino acids. The record is from RefSeq and is a predicted model, not a curated record. Gene Ontology annotation, biological process: carbohydrate metabolic process. Lineage: Eukaryota; Metazoa; Arthropoda; Insecta; Lepidoptera; Nymphalidae. Gene Ontology annotation, molecular function: alpha-amylase activity; cation binding. The transcript is spliced from 9 exons.